UUUGCAUUUGCCAGCUGCACCACGGUCGGUCACGGACGAUCACGCACAACAACUUGCAACAAUGGACGACAGUUUACACUUCAGCGAAAAUGAUGUUCGUCAGCAACUGGAUGCCCUUGGUUACCACAACGUUCCAUCGGCACAGCUAAGGCAAUUUGCUAGAGAUUUGGAAGGAUUGAUCCAAAGAGACACAGAGGGGAGAAGUAAAUCAGAUGAGGCAUCAACACUUGCAUCAGAGAUUGAUUACAGUUCAGAUGAUGUGAGUGUACCAGUUAGACAUCCUCAAGGAGGCAGUAGAAGACCCACCUCAGCUCCCACUGCACCAAGAGCAAGGUACGUCCCGAGUACAAAAGUUCAACCUAAUCAUCCAGGAUCUAGCAGGCAGCCAAGCUACCCGGCUAAGCAUCCCCAGCCGUUCAGCUAUAAAUACGGUGAUACGUCCAUCGCUAAUCUAGAUACUACGGAUGAAAGCGUCUCAGCCUCAGGGAGACAAGAGAGAAGAAGAUCCACAGGAGAGAGAAAGAAACCUGUGAAGACUGCCAUGAAGAGAAAAGUAGUCAGGAAGCUGAAUGGUCAAGUGCAAGUGUUUGAUGAAUCCAUAACCGAGAGUGAAUCAGGUAACUACUUCCUUGGAUUAAAGACAGUGGACACUAUAGGAGAGGGACAAGAUGUAAGUGAUCGUUUAUCUCGCUUGGCCUUGAGACAAGAGGAGGUGUAUCCUGAAGAUGUUGAUGAAGAAACGACCCUGACUGAAUCAGACGAUGCAUCGAGCCUUAUGGGUCUCGUCUACAGCCAUAGACGCCCACAACUAUCCAGAGAUCUGUAUUCGCACCGGCCAGCUGGGGAUGAAGACACAGUGUUUAAACCACAUCUCCCAAGAUCAUUUAUCCGACCAGAUUCUGCACAGCCAAGAACUAAACAUGAUAAGAAAACUGAUCCAGUCUCAAGGCAUCAGAUGUACAGAGCAGAAUGGAACAGUCAUCGAGCACCGGGAGAGAAGAACAGAAAUGAUCUGAGAUGGAAUAUCCGGGAGCAAAUGAUGUACAAGGACACAGUCACAUACCCAAGACGCACUCCAAAGGUUUUCUCUGCUAAUAAUUACGUCGUCCCAACUGACAAGAAAAGACAGGCACUAAGAUGGGCUGUCAGGACGAGUCUUGCCCACAAACAGAUGCCAUUGUCAAACUUUGAAUAACAGAUGAGUUUUAUGAUUUUUGUAUAUAUAUUUAUUUGUAAUCUGCUAUUAAUUGGUGCCAGUCAGAAGUAACUUGUAACUGCCACACAUGUAGACAGGGAUCAAACCCAAGUUUAUGGUACCGGCAGCAGAGGGAGCCGGCAUGUUAAAGACACUGGACACUAUUGGUAAUGGUAAAAGCUAGUCUACACAGUUGGUGU
Molecule: messenger RNA, 1395 nt
Organism: Asterias rubens (European starfish)
Lineage: Eukaryota; Metazoa; Echinodermata; Asteroidea; Forcipulatida; Asteriidae
Product: hydrolethalus syndrome protein 1 homolog
Exons: 11
Coding region: 62-1195 (377 amino acids)
Biological process (GO): cilium assembly
Cellular component (GO): centriole; non-motile cilium
Source: RefSeq, a predicted model, not a curated record